AGCCGCGUAGAAAUCGUCGCGUUUGUCGGAGCGCGUGGCGUUUUUAGAGGCGGAGCGGCCUUUAGAAGCGACGGGGCCCAGUAUGUUAUGUGAAGCGAAAAUACGUAGGGAAGUGCGCUCGCACAGUGUUAAAACAGUGUAAAAUUAGUGCAACAAAUGUGAAAAUUUAUUAAAAUAAAGUGGUGAGAACGUGCGAAGUGUCGUUAUGUGAUGUGUUGUUGAGUGUGGAAGCUAGUGCAGCCGUCAUGAAGAGCAAACGUCUGUGGAAAAUGUGAAAAAGUGUAUAGUGUAUGUGUGGCGCGACGAAAAACAAGAUUUCUCAAUGAGGUGUUCAGGGCAAAAUGGUCAGAGAGACUAGACACCUUUGGGUUGGAAAUUUGCCCGAUAACAUACGUGAAGAUCGCAUUCGAGAACAUUUCAAACGUUUGUCGGAGAUUGGCAAACAUUAUGGAAGAGGAAGUUAUGGCCGCGUGCAAAGUGUCAAGUUGUUGCCACGGAGCGUCAAGGAAGAGACGGGCGAGACAACGACGGCGUGCACGGUGGCAUUUAUGGACAUCAAAAGCGCGUCAAAAGCGCACACCGCGGAACACAAAAUUGACGAGAAGACUCUGACCACGGAGUACUACGAGCCCGCUGCCAUUCCGUCCGCUGCCUCGCCGCAGAACACGAACUCUACGUAUGCCACUUCUCCGGGUAGCAUUCGAUUUACAAACAAUCACGGAACAACGGAAGAACACGGAAACUUUCCCGAAAGGUUCUACGAGAGGAACAACAGUCGUGUAACAGACGCCGAAUACAUCCGCCGAACGAGUUACCACGACGGUAGGGGUCGCAAUAGGGAUAGGGGAUAUCGAAAUGGUCCGUACAAUAACGUCAUCGAUCGACAUAGACCGCUUAAUAGUACCUGGUCGUACGACUCCUCGCGAAGUUACAAUAGUGAAACAGGGUAUGGAACGACGACUUCCGACACGAACGACAGGAGAUCGUCGGAUUCCCAAAGUACAAAAAAGAAGACCAAAUCGAGGUCGGGCAGUAGGUCGAUAUCCCCAUCCGGUAGCACGUCGAGUCGUUCGCCGACGAGAUCGCGAUCGCAAAGUAGCAGUAGUUCCUCGAGUAGCACCACGUCGCACGCGUCCAGUUCGACGAGUUCGCCGAAAUCUCGAAGGGUGGCGUUGUCGGGAAACGCCUCCCAUCAGCCCGUUGUGCAUUCGGACGAUAGGAGGCCUUUGGCCAUUUGCGUUCGGAAUCUUCCGCUAAGAUCGUCGGACACGUCGCUGAAGGACGGACUCUUCCACGAGUAUAAGAAGCACGGUAAAGUGACGUGGGUGAAAAUCGUCGGUCAGGGCGCGGAGCGGCACGCGAUUGUUUGCUUUAAAAAGCCGGAGGACGUCGAUAAGGCUCUUGAAGUCAGUUACGAUAAACUAUUUUUCGGGUGUAAAAUUGAAGUCGCUCCGUAUCAGGGAUACGAUGUGGACGACAACGAAUUGCGACCGUACGAGGCUGAAAUCGACGAGUUUCAUCCUAAGGCGACGCGCACACUAUUCAUCGGUAACUUGGAGAAGGACGUUACCGCUUCUGAUCUCAGGAAACACUUCGACCAGUUCGGGGAAAUUAUAGAAAUUGACAUUAAAAAACAAGGGGCUGUGAGUUCGUACGCAUUUUGCCAGUACUCGGACAUUAUUAGUGUGGUUAAAGCCAUCCGGGCGAUGGAUGGCGAACAUUUAGGUAAUAAUCGUAUUAAACUAGGGUUUGGGAAGUCGAUGCCGACUAACUGUGUGUGGUUGGAUGGUGUUGUGGAUAGUGUUAACGAAAAGUACCUGACGUUACAGUUCGACUCGUUCGGACCGAUUACAGAAGUGAAGAUAGACAGAGAUAAAGGGCAGGGGUUAAUCUUCUACGACCAAGUGGUUAACGCGCAGGCGGCUGUCGCGAAAAUGCGCGGAGUGAACAUGCGCGGUCGCAAAAUGCAGGUGGACUUUGCCAGUCGGGAGUGUCAAGAGGCAUUUUACGAACAUUUAGAAAAACAAGGACAUACGACUGAUAGGACGAACUUUGAGGACCGGACUGCGGCAGUGCGAACGUUUGAUGUCGCGGUUCCGACUGCCACCACGCGAUUCGCGCGAUACGAGACGCCUACGCGACCGCGAACUGCUUCGUACAGCAGCCGAACUAGUGCCACGACCGGUCAGUGUAACGCAACUUCUACGGUUCACUCGCCUAGCACGCCGGGCUCGGUGACCCCUCGAGGGAGCGGCUCGCGUUCGCGUCUCGCGAGGUUCGCCGAAUAUUACGAUCAGGGCGUAACGGAAUACGGCGAGCGAAGGUACCGAAGUUAUGACGAAUACAGUCAAGGCAGUGCGGCCUCGCACGAAGACGGUUACGAACACGAAUACCCAUUCAAUCGGGAAAGUCCGUCGCACAUCGACUCCCUAGAAUCUCGCUCGUUGCAGCAUAACACCGAGGUCACCCUAACCUUUGCACCACCCGACAUCCGCAACCUGCAAAAGGAACGCUACCACCUACUGGAACAGCUGGAGGACUACCCCAGCUCGGGGGACGAGCUGGUGAGUCCGAAGAAAAGGAUACGGCUCGACAUCUUAGAGGGCGCCGCGGCUAGCGAUGUCAUAAUAGAGGCGAAUCGCGACCACAGAAAAGUAAUGGAAAUCAGACGAACAUCGGACGGAAGCCUCAAACACCAUUCACGAAGACCAUCAGUCGACAGCAAGCACGGAGUCGGAAUAGACCGAAUCGCCUACAUGCCUCACGCGGUCUGCAAGCGGCGAAAAACGGCGGGUAGCGACAGCAGUUCCAAAAUCCAACACCACGAACUCUCCGGAUCGGAAAGCGUCGGCAGUUCUCGACCGGGCACGCCGCUAUGCGACGAAAAACCGGACUUCCCCACCGAACCCAGAAGGAUACCUCGAGAACGCGAGGGGCCCAUAAGCCUGCCCUUGCCUCGGUUCGCCGCGCAAGUCUUGGGAAAGGGAAACGUGUCCGUCGCCGGAAUCAAGGGACAGAAGGACAACGUGCUGUCGAGCCCUCCGCCGGCCGCCACCAGCCCGAGAGUCUCCACCCCUCUCACGCCCAGCCUGGCCCAGGUACCACCGCCCGCCUCCCCGCCACCCAGACCGCCCUCGCUCAGCUCGAACUCUAGCGACAGCGACAUAACGCCACCCAGCCCGUCUUUGGACGAACGAAUCCGUUCCCUCGACGAGAAGUACGAGAAGUGGUCCGGCUCGAGGGCAGUGAGCGCUGCGGGCAGCGAAGCACUGGCCAAAUUGGACGCCUCGGCAUCGGAGAGGUUUAGGUUUAGUUAUAAAUUGUUAGAUCUCGAUCUUAAAGAGCUUCAGCCUUCGGAGAUAGUUAAAUCAGUGCUGGCAAAACCCUCCGUCUUCGACGAGGACUCGAAAAGGCUCGAGAACGUCGGCGAGAAGUACGAGAUUAACCUUUUUCCGAAAACGCCAACGACGCCGUCGGUCCAAACUACGGUACCUGUCACGCCUUUACCACCCGUACAACCUCCCGUGCCGAAGGUAGCUACAACCACCGCGCAAUUGCCAAAGACUCCCACCAUACAAUCUCCUAGAUCUUCAGGUUCCAAUAUCCCGACGGCCAAAGGUCUGCAGUACCCAUUUCCGAGUCAUCCCCCGCUUCAAACUGUGAUCAGUGCACCAUCGACCCCUCCGGUACAAACGCCGCAGCCAUUACCACCGACGUCCACUUCGCGAGUUAGCAGCCAUGGCGACAAUAGACUCAAGUUAUGUGCUAAUAAUAGUUCAAGUGGUGAUAGUAGGACUUCUUCUAAAUUGAGUGUAAAUCGUAGUAGUUUAGCGGUAACAAAUUCGACACAAAGUAACAGUAGUAAAAAUGGUGUCAACAUUCCUGUAAAUCCAAGUGACAAUGCUACCGUUAGUUCAAAUGCGGAUACGAAAGUGAAAAGUGCGCGUGAUAAAGUGGCUAAUCGUAGGGAUUCGACUAGUAGUGGCGGGUCGCCUAGAGGUGAAAUUAGGAAUAGACGAAAUAGUGAGAGUAGUAGUGGACGUAGAAGCGAUGUAGGUGAUAAACAAAGUGACAAUUGUGAUACUGCGUGCGAUAGAAAGUCGGACGAAAAGGAAAAGGGCGAACUGCAGAGGAUAGAGAACGAGAGGUUAGAAAAGGAGCGGUUGGAGAAAGAGAUUUUGGAAAGGGAACGUUUAGAGCAAGAAAGAUUGGAGAAGGAGCGGUUAGAGAAAGAGCGGUUGGAGCGGGAGCGAAUCGAGAAAGAGCGACUGGAGAAAGAGCGCGCCGAAAAGGAGAGGUUAGAGAAGGAGAAGGUCGAGAAAGAAAGGCUGGAGCGCGAGUUCCAACGCGAGCGAGAGGAAAAAGAGCGAAAAGAAAGAGAGGAGCGUGAAAAGCGAGAAAGGGAGGAGCAGGAGAGAAUAGAGCGCGAGAAAAAAGAAAGGCGGGAGAAGGAGGAGCGAGAAAGGCGAGAGCGGGAAGAAAGAGAAAGGAAGGAAAAAGAAGAACAGGAGCGGAUGGAACGGGAGCGGAAGCGAGAGGAAGAGCGAAAACACAAAGAAGACAAUCACGAAAAGCGGCGAGACGAACAUCGGCAUCGCGAUAAUCACGGCGACUCCAAGCAUAAAGACACCACCGAAAGAAAUACCAAAGAAUCUAGAACAAAAGAUACCAGCAACGAAUUGUCCAGAAAAGAUACGAUCGAUUCCAAAAAUAACCACGAGAACAAAAACAACCACGAAAGUAGGGAAAUCCGACGGGACGAGAAAAGCAAGCAUCAUCAAGACCGAGACUCUGAAAAGAAGAGGGACAGUUGCAAGGAAAACAGAGAGAACAAUUUACACGACAAAAUCGUUAACAUUGUCAAUGAGGUUAAAGAAAACAGCAAACCGAUAGAAAGUCGACAUUUUUCCAUUGAUAUCGAGAAAAGCAAAGUCGACAUCGGCAGAAGAAAAGAAAGGAACAACAGUUUACCUGCCAACCUCGGCUCCAAAAGACGAUUAAGUUCUCAAGACUCAUUUGAAGGAAUAGACGAAAUUAAAAAGAUAAAGUUAAGUCAGGACCAUCGGAAGAUAUCGGAUCGGAGAGACUCGAAGGAUAUUAGAAGUGACGAAAAAGUUAAGGUGAAACAUAAAAACAACAUAGCCAAAAUCAUAGAAGAUAAAUUGAGACACGAGAAGCUUAACAGCGUAAAGGAAGUCAAAGAUCGAGACAAGGAGGAGAAGCACAAACAUAAGCAAAAAACAGACAAGCAAAAAUCGAAAGAGAAGAUCCGAGAGAAAGAUUCCCCCAUUUCGAAAGUUCCAAGUAAAGACUCGUCGAUCGACAAGGAUUUUUUGGCGAGGCUCGAUUUGCAGUCGACCGAAGAUUCCGAGAGGAUGCGACAAAGGAAAGAGUCGAAAGAGAAGCGCAAGCAGGAGACCGUCGAGUUGGAGGAGCGCAAAAGCGAGGAACAUCGCAAAACCGAGGAUAGGAAAAAGGAAAAGCGAGCGUCGACCGAGAGAAAAAGUCGCGAUGAGAAUCCGUGCUCGAAGUCCGAGGAGAAGAAAAACUCCAAGAAGGAGCGCAUCAGGAAGGUGACGAGUUCGGAUGCGGCAACCGACUCGGAUGAGCCGAAGAAACAACCACAUUCCAUAUUCGAUAUUGUCGAUGACGAGCCCGCGUACAUUUCGAUGUACGAUAAGGUUAAAGCCCGAAGUUGUAAGAACAUGCAAAAGCAAGAAGAAGAGAAGCGCCAAGAGAAGCUUAAGGCGAAAUUCAACCAGCUCAAGCAAAGCCGAGCGAAGCGGGAGGAGAAGAAACGGUCGACGUCUUGGGACGAGGAUUCUGACUCCGAGCACGAGAGGCGCGAGCACACGAAGAGCGAGAAAAGUCGCAAAAGUUCCAAGGCGCUGAUCACAAGUUCCGAUGACGACACCGUCAGUAGCAGGAGUAAACAACGCAAAAAACGAGACUUGUACACUGAUUCCGACUCGGAUAAACACAGACCGAGCAAAAUCGAUCACGUGGAAACCAGCGAAGAUGAGACCGUGAAGAGUAAAAAGUCGUCGAAAUCGCGAAUUGCCAGCGACAGCUCUGGUGAUGACUUUAAAACGUUGAGGGAUUACAAGAUGAAAUCGCAGAUUUAUUCCGAUAGCGAGCUGGAUAACCUCUUCAUAGAUCUCGAGGAGAAAUCGCAUAAGAAGGUGAAGGACGAGGAUAAGUACAUUAAGAAAGAGAAACGGAAUAAGCAAGAGUUAACCAGCGAGCAGAUUAGCGUGCAGAUUUUCGGCGAAUCUCCCAUACCCGAGACAAAAUCUGAAAGCGCCUACGACAACUCGCGAAUCUUCGGCGACGUGUCCUCGGCCGAAGAGACUCACGAAACCAAAAAGGAGAAGAGCGACACGCACAGGAAACGGAAAAAGAAGCAAAAGCGACAGAAGCACUCGCUUACAAGCGAAGACGAUACGAAGCUGGAGUUGACCGUCGAGUUGAUCAAAGACGAAAGUAUAGAAAGAAUGAAGAACUCCGAGAAGAAAAGGCAACAUAGCAAAAAGGACAAGAAGAAAGAUAAGUGCAAGGACGAAACGAAGCACAAGGAUAAAUCGCGAAAGUCGAAGAAAUCCAAGUCUGAGCUUGGCAAGUCCGAUACGAAACGCGAUGGGAAAAUGGAGAAUAUAUUUGGCUCGUUCUCGGACGAUUCUGAGCACGGCGGCAAAGAUCCGGAGAGGUCCGAUCACUCGUUUUUGGACCGAUUCGGAGAUGACAAGUUGCAAAUGUACCCCAGCGAUUCUGAUAGUAUAUCUCACAUUGAAAAGGAGCUUCACAAGUCCGAGCAACGCAAAGAGGAGCAUAAAAAGAGGAAAGAAAAGAGGAGGCGCGAGAAGGAAAAACGUAUGCGAGAGGAAGAAAUUAACGAAAACAGCAUGGAUUACAUCGACAUGGGCAAACAGCUGGAGGCCAAUAUUAAAGAUGACAGCGAUGACAUUCUUGAUACCACGACAACCAGUGUAAAAAGCGAGCAAGAGGAACGGAACGAAGACUCGUUUAGAUUUACGGAUGGUGACGAAAUUUCAGAAGUGAAAGUGGAGGUGGAUCGAAAGGAGGUGAGAGAGAAAAAGAAGAAACGGAAGAAGAGCAAGGAAGAAAAGCACAAACACCACCAUCACCAUCACGAUAAAAACAAGCUGAAAUCGCCGGAAAUUAAAAAGGAGUUCGAGUUAAGCGCCGAAGUUGUCGACGAAAAGCCGAGCUUGUCAAGUCCGAGUUUGCCGAGUAUUUUAGAAUUAUCGAGUCCGCCUUUGAACAAACCAAGUUCGCCAGUAAGCGCCGAGAUCUCGCCGCCCAAAGAGAAGAAGCGCGACAAGCUCAUUCCCGGUUUCGGUUCGGAAAUUGACGAGAAAGUGCACGAGACCGCGAUCAAAUCGAUAUCCGAGUUUAAGUCGCCCAAGCCCGAAGUGAGCGGUGAGGUUACGGAGGAGCCGGUGAAAGUCGAGAAGGCGGAAGCGGCCGAGGAGAAACCGCGCGUCGUGAUCUCGCAGGAGGAGACCGAGGACGCGGUCGCCGCGCUUCUCGGCGAGAGUUUCGGCGGUAACGAGUAUGCCGGUUGUUAUUCGGAUGAUCAGCAAAAUUUGGACAGUAGCGAGCAGGAUACGAACGUGCCCGAGGUUAACAUCGCCGAGGACCUGGAGGAGAUGCGCCAGGCCGUUCAAAGUCUCAACUCGAGCGAUUUGGAAAUUAAGCCCGACACUCCGCAAAGCGAGAACGAUCUUCAGAUAGACACCGAUACCGAAGAGCCGGAGGAGACACCGGUGCGCUACGAUCAACCGCCGAAAACGCCCGAUUUGGUUGAUGCGGCGCCGCACGUGCCGAAAACUCCCGAUUUGCCGAGCAGUUACUAUCGUGACAAUCAGAAAGCGACAACUCUCGUGAUUAAAGCUACAAGUCUGAGUAGUCCGCCGUCGUUAACUCCGAUCAAGCCUAUGGUUCUUCCGCAAUUGAAAGCUGAGAGCAAGCCGGUUUUGGAAGCUCCCGCCGUGGUGUCCAAACCGACUGCGCAGGAGAUCAAGCCCGAGGAACCGAAAGUUGAACGUAAGCCCGUUGAAGUGGAAGUUCCCUCGCUCAACGCAAUUAAAACGGCACCAUUCACUACGCGCCCUUUUACUCAGCCAGUUAUAACGCUCUCCGAGAAGCCGCAAGUACCUGCGGUUACGGUUCAAUCAAAACCGGAACCGUUGCAAAGUUUCGUGGACGCAAAAGUGUUUUCUCCAACAAUUCCAGCAGUGAAGCAACCACCGAUUGCGAUUCCGUACAGUACUACAAUCCAUCUGCAGUACAGUUCUGCGCCAAAACCAAGUUCUACAGUGGCCACGCCGGCGCCAACAACCACAAUCUCGUUUAACCGUCUACCGAUUACCCCGGUGAUGAUGACCAAAUCGUUUCAACAAACAGUGUCGCUACCACAGCCAAUCACUGCGAAAUCAGACUUUCUCGGGAGCGCAACGGACCAACAACACAAGGGAAUUCAUCAGACGCCCCAGCCGCCGUCUCCGUACAUUUUAAAUUCUCAGUCUCGGAUGCUUGUGCAAACCAUUCCAAGGACGCCUCCUUCUCAUGCAGCUCCAAAACCGAUACCAUCUGUCACCUACACUCCUUACUCGUACACGCCGCCUGUUGUCUCCAAAGAAGUAGUGCCCGAUAAUCCUAAACCUCUACCAGAAUUGCCAAGAUUAAUACCGUCAUCCUAUCCCACGACAUAUACGCCAACUCCCCACGUUCCACCAGCAACGAUAUCACCACAAGUCACUGUGCCUCCGAAACCGGUCGAAGUUAAACCGGUUAUACAGGAGACGCCGGCAUUGGCCAGUUUGUCCUCUUGCACUCCCCCUGUAACGGUUGCGCAACCGCAACCCCCCAGCAACACCGAAGAGGCGAAACCUGAGCCCAAAAAGGAGCCAGAACCACCUCCUCUACCCAAAGCAGAAAUCGAGGAAAAGCAUCCAGUUGAAAAGCAAGAGAUUGUAGAAACGCCCCAGGUGGAACCGCCCCAGGAUAAACCGGAAAUCAAACUGGAAGCAAAGGCCGAGUCGGCGGAGCCCGAGACCAAGGUGGAAUUGGAGACGAUAUCCGUGAUUAAGAAAAUCGAAAGGUUCGACGACGACAAGGGGGAGACGGAAAGUGUCGAGUCCGACGUCAGUAAAGAGCGGACGGAUCUCGCUAGUAAAGAUGACGGUUUGGAUUCCAAGGAGGAUAGUGACUACUGGUCCGCGAAGGAGGUGAAUAUCGACUCGGUGAUACAGAAAGUGGAAGCUCUCUGUUCGGCCGACGAGUUAUCCGAUCGCAGCAGCGAGAUUGGUAAGGACGACUGGUUCGAGCACGACAUGAAAACGUCCGAAGAGGCUAAGACGGAAAUACCCGAAGAGAGCAAGGUCGAGAAUUCCAGUGACGAAUUGAAAAUGGUCAUUUCCGAGGUUACCGAGGAGGAGGAGCACUCCGAGGAGAAAGAGAUGCCGAUUCGUGGCGGGCGAAGGGGAGGAAGGGCGCGCGGGCGUAAGACCAGAGGCGCCGAUCGUGGUGGCGUGCAAACCCGACGGACCAAGGUGAUAAAAGACGAAGUUGUACCUUCCAACCCCACCUCCAUCGUAGUGUCGAAGAGAGGCGGUCGAGGUGGACGGUGUAAAAACGAAAGGAAGACCCUAAAAUGCGAGCUGGAGAACUCCGAUAUUUACGAGUUUCGAGAUGAUACAGACGAAAAUAAGGACCGUCCCAGAUUAAUUUUAACAAUAAAGUCACCAGUUACUCCGACGCCGAACAGCGCAGCCGUCACGCCAGCUGCGGUGGUCAAGGAGGUGGUGGCGGCGAAAGAAAGUGUGUCACCGAAACCUGUGGAGACUAAGGAAGAGUUCGUUUCGCCGACCAACACGCGAAAGUCCAGGCGGUUGCAGGAACGGGACGUGUCCAGAAAUACAGUCGAUGAUACGAUCGAAGACGUCAUAAGAAAUACCGUCGUCACGAGAGCGGCGGGGCCAGUGGCGACGCCAUUGCAAAUGAGGAGAUCCGCGAGGCAGACUGCCAGCAAAGUUAUACAAGAAAGUCCGAGGAAAUCACCGCGUGGUGCGGCGCGACGAAAGGACCGACGCGCGUCGGACACCACCGACGACUCUUGCGAAGAAAAAUCCGUAAAACCUGAAACACCAAGCGAUGUGGAGGUAGCAAAACCACCUACUACCGUGCCAAUGAAAGGGCCAGUCGAGGAGGAAAAGGUGGAGUUGCCCAAGGAGAAACCACACGAGGGAUUAAAAGCGGCAAUGCUGCGGAGGGUAAAGGGUGAAAUGAACCAGCAGGAACCCAUGACCUUAAUCGAUCCUGUGACAGGUCUUUUAACACCAAUGAGAGAGUGCGAGGAAGGAAGAUACAUUCCAAUUUCGGGCACUAAUCAGUUGCAGGCCGCCGCAUUGAAACUGGCGAAAUUACCCGCAACACAACCACCCGUAACCCAACCGUCGUCCAUUGUUAAACCCUUGGAGGCGGUUGCCCAGUCGGUUAUUACAACAUCACCGGUCAUCCAACAGCAAAAGCCGCCACAAUCUCUGAAAGCCCACGUGCUUCAAUCGCAAGUGACCAGGGUGGUUGUGUCUCAACCCCAAGUUCAAAAACUGGUCAGCUCAGCGCCGGCAGUAAGCCAACCCAGCUACAUCGGGAAGCCGAAUGUUCCAAUUAGUCAGCAUCUGAAUAUCAGCGUAUCGUCUCCGAGCCUAUCCCCGGCACACAUUUCACCAAGACCGAGCCCUCAGCCGAACAUAACCAAGUCGAUGCACGCGCUUCCACCCGGUUUAAAGGUGAUACAACAACCAGCACCCCCCUCGCCCAACCAACCAGCGGUGCCCCCACACAAACAGCAGCACAUUCUACAGCCGGUCAACAAGCAACAACCCCAAGUAACAAUCUCAAAAGGUCACCACGUGCCGGUCGCGCUUUCAAACACCAACCAACAAAUCGUCAACACCCAACUGGCGCACAUGAAGCAAAUCGUCGGAAAGGGCCCGGUCAUCAAACCUCACGGCUUACACCCUCAACCUCAAAUACUGACCGGCGCCGUUGCUAGCCCGCCUCUGAAGCACCACGCCAACCCGCAGCAGAUACCCGGCGCGAACACCGGCCGGCUAAUUCAAGGCUCGGCGUCGGUACCGAGCGCAAGCGCGAAGGGAAGCAUGGAGCCGCCCAAGGUGGAGGUCUCGAUGGGUGGCUGCGUUAUGGUUCCUCACCCAUCUUCGUCACCUCAAGGACAGCAGAGGCACGUUUUGCAGACUGGGUUGCCGAUCACCGCGUUCGAGGCCAGCCUGCACGGAGAGAGGAACGUUUAUAAUCGCAGCCGGAGUCCACCGCCGGCUCAUCAAAAUUCACCAUCGCCACAGGGCGAAGCGAUGACGCACUUCCCGCCCGGUUCCGUCAAGCUGCGCGCUCCCCACGACUUACUUCCUGCGCACUACAUGCACCCGCAGCACGUGAUGUACCAGCAGUACCUGCGCCAGUCGUACCACAUGCCAAGUAGGUCGCCAUUGGUGACUGGAAACGUUGAAAAGGCCGGCGAUGGGCAAGAAGGAGAGGAGGCACCUGUCGAGCUGAGAAGGCCGGGCUCGGUCGGUUUAGCUUUGACCGGUCGUUCGCCGGCAGUUCCACUAAGCUUACAGUCGCCUCACGAUCGGACUACAGAUUCUCCGCAACUCGGACAAGUGUACAACAUGCACAACUCUCGGUUGCACUACCACCCGGGUCGCUACUACGAGCAAGCAACCGAACCGCCUCCCGCCCAUCGUCCUUUAACUAGUCAUAGCUCUCUAGCAGCGUUAGGAAACGAUCGUCCAUUAAGUCACAUAGGUUCGCUAAACACGCCGGAUAGGCCGCUCGGCAGCCAUCUUCCGCCCGAGAGAUCGUUGAGCAGUCACCUCCCGCAGGAGCGAACGUUAGCCACUAGUCAUAUUACAACAUUGGGAGUACCCGACCGACCUAUCUCCACGCAUAUUCCGCCGGAGAGACCCCUGUCGUCGAGCCACGGUUUUCCGCUGGGCACGGGCCUGGGAGCUGCCGGUAAUUUAAUGGGGGCGGUCGCCAGGCACGUCGGCGCCGAGGCUCCCGCUAGUCAACGGGGACUUCAGGCGGCGACUCCGCCGCACGCUAGUCAAGUACCGCCGCAAGCCGAAAGUCUCCUGAUGCUCCUCAAGCAAUAUCCGUGCAUGUGGCAGGGACUUCUGGCGCUGAAGAACGACCAGGCCGCUGUACAGAUGUACUUUGUUUCCGGCAACGAUCAGGUUGCCAAAUGCAGUCUGCCGAAGAAUACGGACGGCUCGACGCCACCGCUACGCAUCUUCCAAAGGAUGCGGUUGGAGCCGCCGCAAGUAGAGGGCGUUGCGAGAAAAAUGCAGAUGGAGAACGAACACUGCAUGCUGCUAGCGCUACCAUGUGGGCACGAUCACAUGGACGUCCUAAAACAGUCCACUAACCUAUCCACCGGUUUCAUAACUUACCUUCAACAAAAGCAGGCGGCGGGGAUCAUCAACGUAGCCGCCCCCGGCACCACUCAACCGCCCGCGUACGUCGUUCACAUCUUUCCAUCCUGCGAUUUCGUGAACGAGAACCUAAGAAGAAUUGCACCCAACUUACUGGAGAGGGUAUCCGAUAUUGCACAUCUACUAAUAGUUAUAACCACCGUGUGAUAGCACGCUAACGACACGAAGAAGAUCUUUAAAUUCAUUUAAAAACAAAAAAAUGUUAGAUUUGAAAGUGUAAAUGUUGCUUACUUGUGUAUAUCUAUUAUCUAAACGUUGCCCUACUUGACUCGGUCACGUGACGAAAUCGCGUCCACGAUUUUGUCAAUUUGUUCUCGAAAUAUGAAGCUAACGUAAAAACAAAAUUACUUAAUAUUUAAAAUUUCACUGUGAUUUCUUGACAAAAGUAGUUAACGUUAAACUAUUAUAAAAUUAUAAAGUAUAAAAAAUACACUACCUACCUAUAAGAGAUCUCAUGAAUGAAAUUAGUUAUUUAGAUAUUUAAUAUUAUUCAGAAGAUUUUUA
Photinus pyralis (common eastern firefly) is the source of this 13046-nucleotide messenger RNA. RefSeq names its product protein split ends. The transcript is spliced from 12 exons. Gene Ontology annotation, cellular component: nucleus. Gene Ontology annotation, molecular function: mRNA binding. The coding region runs from base 342 to 12689 and encodes 4115 amino acids. The record is from RefSeq and is a predicted model, not a curated record. Lineage: Eukaryota; Metazoa; Arthropoda; Insecta; Coleoptera; Lampyridae. Gene Ontology annotation, biological process: regulation of transcription by RNA polymerase II.